AUGGCACAAAUGGAUAUGAAUGAAGGUUCUAGAGAAAUGACAUGGCAGUUGUCUCCUCCCAUGUGCAGAUUGUACUAUUCUAGGAUAAACAAAGGGAAUAUACCUAACUCUUUGGACUAUGAAUUGACAAGAAUUCGCUUAGACAAUGUUAAUAGACGCAGAUGGAAAAUUCUUGUAGCAACUCGUAAUGAACAUGUUUGUAAUUUAAUGGAUUGUCAAAAGAAAAUUCAUCUGGGGCUCUUGUCCGAAGAUGAAUCUUGGACUUUAUUCCAAAAACUUGCAAGAAUUGAUGAUGAAUUCUGUGAGCUAUUAGAUGAAGAUUAUCAUAUCCCAAUAGAAGAUUUAAUGAGGUAUGCAAUUGGACUACGUCUAGGAAGAACAUACUCGUUACAAUCAACAAGGAACUUGGUCCAAGCACACAUAAACAAACUUUUGGAUUCUUGUUUGCUGAUGCAUGGUUGCGUGAAGAUGCAUGACAUGGUUCGUGACAUAGCCUUAUGGAUAUCAAGAAGAUCAGAUAAUCACAAAAUUCUGGUAAGCAUUGACAAACUCGAGGAUGCUAGUUUAAGAGAUUGUUUUGCAGCAUCCUCAUGGUGGUAUAACAAAAAUCCAAUUUUUCGUCAAUGGCAUUCCCCAAGCCUUAAAAUUCUAUUGCUAAAUAUAAAUGAGAGUAGAUCAUGGAAUUCCCUGGAUAUAUCUCAUUUAACAUUUGAAGGAAUAGAAGAGCUCAAGGUUUUUUCAGUGACCAUUGAUUACUAUACUUCCCAAAUAAUACCAUUAUUAUUGCCACCAUCAACCCACUUGUUAACAAAUGUUCGAACUCUGCGCUUGAAUGGAUUCAAGUUUGGUGACAUUUCUUUCAUAACAAGCUUAACAAGACUUGAGGUUCUUGACUUGCGACGUUCUCACUUCAAUGAAUUUCCUAACAAAAUAGGAGAACUCAAAAGGCUGAAGCUAAUAGAUUUAUCACUCUGUCAUAUUUUCCAAAAAACCUAUAAUGGAGCAAUUGGAAAAUGUUUACAACUUGAAGAGUUGUACACUUCGACAAGCUACCCAAAAGCAUACUUUCAUGAGAUCACUGUGGACAUUGUUACUCUUCCAAAGUUGCAGAGGUUUGUACUAAAUCAUCCAAUCACACCAGAAGGGAAAAAAGUUAUUCAGGUAGAAGAUUUUAAUAUCUCCAAGUUGAAGGCAUUCAAAAAGAAUAUUAUGCAAAUAGCUGAAACAAUUUCUUUUAUAAGCCUCAAUGGAGGAUGUAAGAAUAUCAUCCCAGAUAUGGUUGGAGUUGUGGGAGGCAUGAAUGGUUUGACUUCCCUCCAUCUUGCAAGUUGCCAAAAGAUAGAAUGCAUCUUCGAUGCAACCUAUGAUUUCAACGAAGAUAAUUUGAUUUGCAACUUGGUCAAGUUACGCCUUCAGCGUAUGGAAAACUUGACACAAUUAUGUCGAGAUCCGCCCAUGCAAGUUCUACGCUACCUUGAGAAACUAGAGGAACUUGAAAUACAACAUUGCAUAUGGUUAUGUAACAUAUUUCCAUCGGAAUGUACGUUAAGAAAUCUUAAGAUCCUCAACUUAUCAGAUUGCGGGUCUGGUGAAGUGCUCUUCUCAGCAUCUCUUGCUCAAAGUAUGCAACAACUAGAACAACUAAAAAUAAGUGGCUGCAAUGAAUUGAAACAUAUAAUUGGUGCAAGUGGAAACGAACAUAGUGGUUGUAAUACAAAUGAGGAAAUAAUUCCAACUCAAAUGAACUCUCAUUUUUUGAUGACCAAACUAAGGGAUGUUGACAUUUUUAAUUGUAAAAGUUUAGAGUCGAUAUUCCCAAUUUGUUAUGUCGAAGGACUUGCACAAUUGCAAAAAAUGUGUAUAUCACGUGCUCCUAAGCUGGAAUAUGUUUUGGUGAAAGUUAUCAGGAACACCUUUCAUCACACCAAUACCAAAACCAUGUCUUGCUUCCUCAUUUGGAAGCUCUCAAACCGCUUUAUCUUGACAAUCUCGUUGGCAUUGUGUCCAGAGAAUUGUCAAGCAAAGUGGCCAUCUCAAUCUAUGAAGAUGCUAGUCAUACUGGGAUGUCCAAAAUUGGCUAUACCAUGGUUCAAUUUGAAGGAUGAUCAGAGACAACAUCAUCUGAAAGAAAUUUGGAGUUUCCAAUGCCUUCAGCGUUUAACAGUAGGUGAUUGUGAUGAAUUGAAAUUUUUGCUCUCCAUGGAAACACAUGGAAGCCUACAAGAGUUGAUGUACCUUCGCGUUUACGAUUGUCAAGAAUUGAAACAAAUUGUUGCAGAAAAUGAAGAACUUGUGCAGCUUCCUAUUGCAGAAUUGUAUUUUUCAAAGCUAAAAGAAAUAGAAGUCUAUAACUGCAACAAGUUGAAAAGCCUUUUUCCUCUUUCAAUGGUUACAAUGCUUCCACAGUUAAGAACUCUUUACUUAUCAAGAAGUUGCUGCUAA
Messenger RNA from Trifolium pratense (red clover), 2442 nucleotides. Its product is annotated as disease resistance protein At4g27190-like. NCBI's taxonomy places the organism in Eukaryota, Viridiplantae, Streptophyta, Magnoliopsida, Fabales, Fabaceae. The coding region runs from base 1 to 2442 and encodes 813 amino acids. Gene Ontology annotation, molecular function: ADP binding. The transcript is spliced from 4 exons. The record is from RefSeq and is a predicted model, not a curated record.